UAUUUAGCGAUAUUAUAUCACGUUAUAAUGAAUAUUCACCUCCAUCCUCCAUCUCACUUUGGCUAAAGGUACUGAGAAUGGAAAGAGGAGAAUAUUCAGGUCUUGGAUCUAAUCUAAUUACGACCCAUGAAAGAAGCCAUGAAAUGGAAGGAGAAGAAAGAUCAGAAAAAGAUUGGUGUAGAAGAGCAAAUUUUGUUGAAGAAACAAGAAAGCAACUAGGGCUAGCAGGGCCUCUCAUAGCCGUUAGUAUAUUGCAGUACAGCUUACAAGUUAUAUCAGUGAUGUUCAAUGGUCAUUUAGGACAGCUGCCUCUUUCUGGUGCUUCCAUGGGAUCUUCCUUUGCUUCAGUCACUGGUUACACUGUCCUGCUAGGAAUGGGAAGUGCAUUGGAGACAUUAUGUGGGCAAGCCUAUGGAGCAAAACAGUACCACAUGCUUGGUGUUCACACACAACGAGCUAUGCUAAUCCUUUUAGCCUUAAGCAUUCCUCUAGCAACAAUUUGGUAUCACACAAGCACCAUUCUCAUAGCACUAGGCCAAGACCAUGAAAUAUCUACUGAAGCUGGAAUUUUCAAUCGUUGGAUGAUCCCAAGCCUUUUUGCCUAUGGUCUCCUUCAAUGCCUAAACAGAUUUUUACAAACACAAAACAAUGUUAUUCCUAUGUUGAUAAGCUCUGGAUUCACAGCUUUGCUACAUGUUCUUGUUUGUUGGGUCCUUGUGUUUAAAAUCAAGCUUGGGAUUAAAGGAGCUGCCUUGGCAAUCUCCAUUUCCAAUUGGGUUAAUGUGCUUUUGUUGGCAAUUUAUGUAAGAUUUUCUCAAGCUUUCGUGAAAACUUGGACUGGGUUUUCCAAAGAAUCCUUGCAUGAUAUUCUUAGCUUCAUAAAGAUAGCUGUGCCUUCAGCAAUUAUGAUAUGUAUUGAAUAUUGGUCCUUUGAAAUGGUUGUUCUCUUGUCUGGACUACUUCCAAAUCCAAAAUUAGAGACAUCAGUAUUAUCAAUAAGCCUUAACACAUGCUGGAUGGUUUAUAUGAUUUCUGUUGGUCUUGGAGGUGCUAUAAGUACAAGAGUGUCAAAUGAGUUGGGAGCUGGGUGUCCACAUGGUGCACUUGUGGCUCUUCGGGUCAUGAUCACAUUGGCCCUUUUAGAGGGUACAACAAUAGGAAUCACUACACUUCUGGUGCGCAAUGUUUGGGGAAAGCUUUAUAGCAAAGAGGAAGAAGUUAUCAAAUACGUUGCUAAAAUGAUGCCACUGCUUGCAUUAUCAGACUUCUUGGAUGGAUUCCAAUGUGUACUUUCAGGUGCUGCUAGAGGAUGUGGGUGGCAAAAUCUAUGUUCAUUUAUAAAUCUUGGUGCUUACUAUUUUGUGGGAAUUCUUUCUGCUGUGCUCUUUGCUUUCAUCUUCCAUUUUGGAGGCAUAGGGCUUUGGAUGGGUAUCAUAUGUGGACUUUCCAUUCAAGUUGUGGCACUUGUUACAGUAAACUUAUGCACUAAUUGGAAUCAAGAGGCAAUGAAAGUUGUGCGCGGUGCUCGGGAGGUGGCAUAAUUGUUGACAAGGAACCAUGGAUUUGUUUUUAAUUUUUCACGACACACCAAGAAAAUAAAUUGAUGAUAAAUAUUCAUUCCUUUCUUAGGAAGAAAAAUUAUGUACUUCUGGUGGAAAAUCAGAAAAUAAAACCUGAUAUAUAGUUUAUAGCUCUCGUUUAGAUUU
Quercus lobata is the source of this 1706-nucleotide messenger RNA. Its product is annotated as protein DETOXIFICATION 16-like. Gene Ontology annotation, cellular component: membrane. Bases 78 to 1541 code for a protein of 487 amino acids. Gene Ontology annotation, biological process: xenobiotic detoxification by transmembrane export across the plasma membrane. The transcript has 8 exons. Lineage: Eukaryota; Viridiplantae; Streptophyta; Magnoliopsida; Fagales; Fagaceae. The record is from RefSeq and is a predicted model, not a curated record. Gene Ontology annotation, molecular function: xenobiotic transmembrane transporter activity; antiporter activity.